Messenger RNA from Clunio marinus, 201 nucleotides. NCBI's taxonomy places the organism in Eukaryota, Metazoa, Arthropoda, Insecta, Diptera, Chironomidae. The record is from the annotation of a GenBank genome assembly.
AUGGAAAAGGUUUUCAGCAAGACGUUUACGUCUCUAAAAAGCAACAUUUUACAUUUAGUAUUCAGAAAUGAGCAUUUAAAAUCAAAAUGCCGUAACCUAGAUUCCCUUCAACCACCUCAAGCAUGCUUAAUGAAAUUUCCUUUCCAUCACAACAUCGAGUAUCGUUCUGUAAAUGAUGAUGAAACCUUUGUUAUGUCUUAG